This is a messenger RNA of Mirounga angustirostris (Northern elephant seal), 4306 nucleotides long. It is a transcript of the gene GRAMD4, whose product is annotated as GRAM domain containing 4. The record is from RefSeq and is a predicted model, not a curated record. NCBI's taxonomy places the organism in Eukaryota, Metazoa, Chordata, Mammalia, Carnivora, Phocidae. Gene Ontology annotation, cellular component: mitochondrion. The transcript is spliced from 19 exons. Gene Ontology annotation, biological process: negative regulation of toll-like receptor 9 signaling pathway; apoptotic process. The coding region runs from base 190 to 2004 and encodes 604 amino acids.
GCAGCGGGACGCGAGCGCGCGACCUGGCGCCGCCGCCGCCGCCGCCGCCUCCGCCUCCGCCUCCGCGCUCGUGGCCCGCACCCGCGGGGCCGCCUCCUCCGGGCUCCCCGGCCUCGCUGGGCUCCCGGGCGGGCGGCAGGUGCAGCGCGGCCGGGCGGCUGGCGAAGGGGGCGCCGCGGCAGCGGGUGAAUGAGAGUUGGCCCCGAUCUCCGCGCAGGGGACUCCGACCGUCAUGUUAAGGUAAAGCAGAGGGGCUCAGUGCUGAACAUGCUAAGGAGGCUGGACAAAAUCAGGUUCAGAGGUCACAAGAGAGAUGACUUCCUCGAUCUAGCAGAGUCUCCAAAUGCCUCAGACACCGAAUGUGGAGAUGAAGUGCCCCUGAAAAUACCUCGGACCUCGACCCGGGACAGUGAGGAGCUGAGGGACCCUGCUGGUCCGGGGACCCUCAUCAUGGCUGCAGGAGUCCAGGACUUUAACCGGACAGAGUUUGAUCGAUUAAAUGAGAUCAAAGGUCACCUGGAAAUCGCCUUAUUGGAAAAACACUUCUUACAGGAGGAGCUCCGGAAGCUGAGAGAAGAAACCAACUCAGAAAUGCUUCGGCAGGAGCUGGACCGGGAGCGGCAGCGGCGGAUAGAGCUGGAGCAGAAGGUCCAGGAAGUGCUGAAGGCCAGAUCCGAGGAGCAGACGGCCCAGCAGCCUCCCAAGGGGCAGGCCCAGGCCAACAAUGGAGCAGACCGGCGGAGCCAGGGGCUGUGCCCCCGCGUCCAGAAGUGGUUCUACGAGAAGUUUGGGGAGUACGUGGAGGAUUUCCGGUUCCAGCCUGAGGAGAGCACCGUGGAGACGGAGGAGCCCCUCAGCGCCCGGAGGUUGACGGAAAACAUGAGACGACUAAAGCGUGGUGCCAAGCCCGUCACCAGCUUCGUGAAGAACCUCUCUGCCUUAUCCGACUGGUACUCCAUCUACACGUCUGCCAUCGCCUUCACUGUGUACAUGAAUGCCGUGUGGCAUGGCUGGGCCAUCCCCAUGUUCUUGUUUCUAGCAAUUUUGAGGUUAUCCCUCAAUUACCUCAUAGCCAGGGGCUGGAGGAUACAGUGGAGCAUCGUGCCUGAAAUCUCUGAACCAGUGGAGCCUCCAAAGGAAGACUUGACUGUGUCUGAGAAGUUCCAGCUCGUGCUGGAUGUCGCCCAGAAAGCCCAGAACCUCUUCGGCAAGAUGGCCGACAUCCUGGAGAAGAUCAAGAACCUGUUCAUGUGGGUCCAGCCUGAGAUCACGCAGAAGCUGUACGUUGCGCUGUGGGCCGCCUUCCUCGCCUCCUGCUUCUUCCCCUACCGCCUGGUGGGACUGGCCGUGGGACUCUACGCUGGGAUCAAAUUUUUCCUCAUCGACUUUAUCUUCAAACGCUGCCCGAGACUGCGAGCCAAAUACGACACCCCCUACAUCAUCUGGAGGAGCCUGCCCACGGACCCGCAGCUCAAAGAGCGCUCUAGCGCCACCGUGUCACGCCGGCUACAGGCGGCCUCCUCCCGGAGCUACGUCUCCAGCGCGCCCACCAGCCUCAACAAGGAUGAAGACACUGGCCGCUUCCACGGUACCAAGAAAGGCAGUUUCCACGAGAUCUUUAACUUGACGGAAAACGAGCGACCGCUGCCGGUGUGUGAGAACGGCUGGCGCUGCUGCUUGAUAAACCGCGACCGCAAGAUGCCCACCGACUACAUCCGCAACGGCGUCCUGUACGUGACGGAGAAUUACUUGUGCUUCGAAAGCUCCAAAUCCGGUUCUUCCAAGAGAAACAAGGUCAUCAAGCUGGUGGACAUCACAGACAUCCAGAAGUACAAGGUCCUCUCUGUCCUCCCGGGCUCAGGCAUGGGGAUCGCGGUGUCAACGCCAUCAACCCAGAAACCACUGGUGUUCGGGGCCAUGGUGCAUAGAGACGAGGCGUUCGAGACCAUUUUCAGCCAGUACAUGAAAAUCACGGCGGCCGCGGCAUCUGGCAGCGACAGCUAGUGUUGAUUCUCCCGGGACGAUGCUGGAAGGGUUUUGUUUUGGUUUUGGUUUUUUUGUUGUUUUUUUUUAAACAAUUUGAUAGUGGAAAAACAAUUGGACAUCCUCCUGAUCUUUUGCAAUAAUUCCCCUCGAUCUGUGGUUUUUAUUGUGUUUACCCCGCGAUUCACGGACCCCUUCACGCAGGGGUUGGGGCCCUCAGGCGGUGCCCGCCCAUCUCACGGGUGAGGCGUGUCUCACGGACACAUGGACACGGAGGGCAGGGGAUCCUCGGAGGCCAGCGGAAAGGAGGACACACAGGACCCGCCCGCCCCAGAGGCCGAAGCUCCUCCACCCCGAAGCUGUAGCCGAGGAGCACCGGUGGUCCCUCUUCCCGGGUGUGAAGGAUGUCGGUGAUGAGCGACUCAGAGGCGCCUUCGCCCACCACCCUGAACCGGCCAGUGGGUCUCGCUCCUUCCGCUAGCGAGGCCUGCUGCGAGUCGUCAGAGGGGGGCCCGGGGCAGGGGUGCGGCUUGAUCUGGCUUAGGCUCCGUGCUGACCGGCCGCGGGGCCCCACCUGCCACGAAGGCCAGUGGCCGUCUCGGCCUCCCGAGCCGCCAGGAGGCCCGGGGUCGGUGGCCCCCGUGCCUCCCGAGCCGCCAGGAGGCCCGGGGUCGGUGGCCCCCGUGGCCGUGGAGUGGCGCGCAGGCAGAAGCACAUCUUUUUCACACUCUGCUCUUUGGAAAGCCCCGUAGGCCAUCUACCAAGGCUUUGGGGGGCACUCUGAGCUUGGGUUGCUCUCAGAUGGAAAUCAACCGCAGCAUGGCUGGCGCCGGCCUCACGGCGGAAGCCACCUGUGUUGGUGAGGGAGGGGGCCCUGCGGCCUGGGGUGGGAGCGGCCCGGACACACGGUGGGCCAGGCUUGCGGCCGGUCUGCCCGUGGUUGCUGCGCGGGGGGGUGCUCGGGAGGUCACCGGCUGCGGGGAGUGACCGUGAGCAGAGCCCAGAGGCUUGGGGCCGGACGGUCCGCACCCCUGACGUCUGACAGGGUCCUGGCAGGCCCACCCUCGUGCCAGCACACCCCGGGGUGGGAGUGAGCCGCCCCCCUCCCUGCGCCCAGCACCAGUCUGGGCCCCGCCCAGGACGCCAGCGCGCUUGUGGCCGAGGCCGGAGGCUGCCGUCUGCAGGCUGGGUUCACUUGGGGACAGGCCUGUGACCUCUGUGAAGGACAGGCUGAGAUUGUGGCGGUCAGCGCGACCGCCCUCCUGGUCAGCACACUUCCAACUCCAUCAGUCCAGUUCCUCGGCUUGUCCUGAGUCCUUUGGGCAUCACGGAGAUUGUUGUUUUUUGAAGAAACAGAAGAUUCUAUUUUUUACAGAGAGCAAGCUGUUUUUCUUAUUUUUGUAUCAUUUUUCAGAUGUAAUUUUUACCUUGGCUCCAAUCCUAAUUUGCUGGUUUGGGUGAGUCUGGUGGCAUCGCUCACGUCCCCAUUCACGGGGGGCCAUGGGGGCCGCACGCCGGGCCCGGGCCGCGCUCCUGGGGAGCUGCGCCGACCAGCCUGAUGAAGCACACACCCCACCCGGUCGGUGGGAUCGGAGGGCGCCUGCGGCUCCCCCGCCCCGGUCCGGCUGGCGCUGGCGUUCGCGAGAUCCCGCGGGCCGGCCUUCCGUCAAACUGAAGGCAGCACCCACUCUAAGUCGCGGCUUUGGCUCCCCCCCGUGGGCGCAGGCGGGCCGGCUCCCGAGGCACCCCCGGGACCCUCCCUCGGUGCCUGAGGCGAGGCGGGGUGGGCCCUGAGCGGCCCCCGGGGACGGGCUUCAGGGUGACGCCUGUGGGUGCCACUCACACCCCUCCCCGGGCCCGCCAAGGGGUCGAUGUGGUGGGGCUCGCCCUCCUCAGCAGAGCGGGUGGUUUGGUUCGAGUCCCUUUUGAGGAGAAAGGGAGAUGAAAACUGACCACGUGCGGGGCGCGGCCGCGGGGGCCCUGGGGGUCGUGCGCCAGGGGCCGGGCCCUUGGGGAGAGCGCGGCCCACACGGGCUCCCGGCGGCCCGGCAGAGAGAGCCCGGAGUUUCUAUCAAAUUGUGUAAAUCUGGGCAGAUAUUUAAUUUCUAUGACUAAUCACUGAACUAGAAUGAAUGUCACAUUUUUUAUGUCCGAAGCUUGAGUCUAUUUUGGAUCUGUAAAUAAUCGUUACUGCUGUCACUUUUGUUCAACAAAAGGAUUGUACUGUAUGAAGAACCGAUGAAAAACCCCCGUAACAUUUUUUUAAGAAAACUUCGUUUGUUUAAAGAAGUCUUGUAUAAAUUAUAAUUUUUAUUUAAAUAAA